AUGGAGGCGGAACUCCGGUCGACUCGGGACGCCUUGAGGGAGACGGAGAGGGAGAAAUCCAGCGUCAUCCUCCAGUUGCGGGAACAGAACGACCGACUCGCUUCGCACAUGCAAGAGGCGAGUCGACACGGGGAGAAUCUGAGCCGGGAGCUGCAAAGCCUCCGGGAUCGAGUCUCUCUUCGCCGAUCUUCCUCCGACGAUCAUCUUGCUCAAGUCGACCUCCUCCGAUCCCAGGUCCGAGGCCUCCACUCGCUCGCCGUUCGAUUUAUCGGGGACGCGUCCCAAAGAUGCACCGCCGUUCGAGAUCGGAAUCGGUUAUGUGGAACGAGAAACGAGUUGCCUGUGGCGGACGAAAUGGGACGGAGAAGACGGGAAAUCGAGGAGGAACUGGAGCGAGUGAUGGCAGAGAGAGAGAGCCUCCGGAUGACCUUGGAAGACACUCGGCACCAGGUC
Molecule: messenger RNA, 453 nt
Organism: Darwinula stevensoni
Lineage: Eukaryota; Metazoa; Arthropoda; Ostracoda; Podocopida; Darwinulidae
Source: the annotation of a GenBank genome assembly